AUGGCGAUAGGUGCCGCCCCCGGCAGGAAGUUGAGUUUGAAUGACAUCUACAUGUGGAUCAGUGACAUGUUCCCCUACUACAGCAGAUCUGCCAGGGGAUGGAAGAACUCCAUCCGCCAUAACCUGUCCCUCAAUAAAUGCUUCCGGAAGGUUCCUCGACCCCAAAGUGACCCUGGGAAGGGUUCCUAUUGGAUGAUGGACGGCCCCUCAGAGCCCAAUCCGCUGAGAGGAACCAAGCCUCUCCCUUCUUCUGUUCCCGCUCUCUCUGUUCCCCCUCUCUCUGUCCCAUCUCUUUCUGUUGCCCCCACCUACGCCUCGUCACACUCCUGUGAUCCCCUUCUCCGUUUCUCCUUCUCUGAUCUGAACCUGCCAGACCUCUACACCUCCUUCCAGUCCCUCUGCAGAAGCGUCAGGGAGAGAGUGGCCUCGCAAUCGGACGUGGGUCCAUUAUUUGUGUUGACCAAUGACAGUACCCCACUGCACACCCCAACCCUCCCCGCUCUUUCCCCUCACCCUGUACCCUCUGUAGCGCCCGGGCCUCCUCCUGAGGCAGACAGACUGUCUCACAGCAGUGUGGUGCCAGCAGACUGGUUCAGUACUACAGACACUCUGAAGGAGAGCUUUAGGGUCGCCAGCAGUCUGGACUGGGCCAACAUUGACCUCACUAGCCACCCAGACCUCCUGGAGAGCAUGCGCCAGGCCGAGCUCUGUGAUUGGGCGCUGGAGCCGACACUCUUCACUUCGCUCUGUGAUUCAUUGAACCGUUUCUUCACUCAGAAUGGCCUAAUUGGCUCAUCCUCCGGUAACAACUCCCCAUUGGCCCACGGUGCCCCUCAAUCUCUACUCCUCCCACCCCUUACUCAAAACACCCCCACCCUGGCCAGCCUGACCCACCCCUCUCCCCUGGCCUACCCCCCUCUGGUCCCCCCUUCCAGCAGUGGGCAGCCUCCCAGGAGGCCCCUCCACCCCCAAACUCAGGGUGUACAGAGGCCCCACCUGACCCAAACUGAAGCCCUUCAGGCCAAUGCUGGGAUCCAACUUCAACCUAAACCCCGUCCCCCUAUGAAACAUCUCCAUAACAACAGCGAGGAGAUCCAAGAUGACUUUGACUGGGACUCUCUGAUCGCCUGA
Messenger RNA from Oncorhynchus tshawytscha (Chinook salmon), 1131 nucleotides. Its product is annotated as forkhead box protein J2-like. Gene Ontology annotation, molecular function: DNA-binding transcription factor activity, RNA polymerase II-specific; RNA polymerase II cis-regulatory region sequence-specific DNA binding. Gene Ontology annotation, cellular component: nucleus. Gene Ontology annotation, biological process: regulation of transcription by RNA polymerase II. Lineage: Eukaryota; Metazoa; Chordata; Actinopteri; Salmoniformes; Salmonidae. The coding region runs from base 1 to 1131 and encodes 376 amino acids. The record is from RefSeq and is a predicted model, not a curated record. The transcript is spliced from 8 exons.